GUUCUGUUCUGCGGAUCUUCCUUCGCCUCUUCCGAUUCCAAUGACUUUCCUCUCUGUUUCUAAGCGUUUCCAUUUGAAGCUGAGUCGUGGUGUCUAUCCCAGAAUCUCAGUCCCUUUGCAUUUCUUCAGUACCACCCAAGAUUUAAAGCCACCUCAACAGCAACAACAAGUGGCCAGCACCCAGAGAACCCCGCGAGGUAAGACUCGAAACCCUGAGAAAAUAGAGGACAUCAUUUGUAGAAUGAUGGAGAACCGGGCUUGGACCACCCGCUUACAGAACUCCAUCCGUGCUUUAGUCCCUGAAUUCGACCAUUCACUAGUUUAUAACGUUCUACAUGGUGCUAAGAACUCCGAACAUGCCCUCAACUUCUUCCGGUGGGUGGAGCGGGCUGGAUUGAUCCGCCACGACCGUGAAUCCCACAUGAUGAUUAUUCAGAUUUUAGGCCGAGCUUCCAAGCUGAAUCAUGCCAGAUGCAUACUUCUAGACAUGCCCAAAAAGGGCGUUGAAUGGGAUGAGGAUUUCUUUGUUCUUAUGAUUGAUAGUUAUGGGAAAGCUGGUAUAGUUCAAGAAGCUGUCAAAAUUUUCCAGAAAAUGGAGGAGUUGGGUGUGGACAGGACUAUCAAGUCUUAUGAUGUUUUCUUUAAGGUUAUACUGCGACGUGGUCGAUAUAUGAUGGCCAAAAGGUAUUUCAAUAAGAUGUUGAGUGAAGGGAUAGAGCCUACUCGUCAUACCUAUAAUAUCAUGCUUUGGGGAUUCUUUUUGUCGCUGAGACUCGACACUGCUAAUCGGUUUUAUGAAGAUAUGAAGACUAGGGGCAUUGCACCUGAUGCUGUGACGUAUAAUACAUUGAUUAAUGGAUAUACUCGGUUCAAUAGAAUGGAGGAAGCUGAGAAGUUGUUUGUAGAGAUGAAGGCGAAGAACUUAGCCCCUACAGUAAUCAGCUACACUACCAUGAUAAAGGGGUAUGUUGCAGUGGAGCAAGUUGAUGAUGGGUUGAGAUUGUUUGAAGAGAUGAAGUCAUUUGGUAUAAAGCCUAAUGCAACAACGUAUUCAACUUUAUUGCCAGGGCUGUGUGAUGCGGGCAAAACAAAUGAGGCUAAGACUAUUUUGAAGGAGAUGGUGGAGAGAUAUAUUGCACCCAAGGAUAAUUCAAUUUUCAUCAAGCUGUUAAAUAGUCAAUGCAAAUCCGGUGAUAUGAAGGCAGCUUCUGAUGUGCUCAAGGCAAUGAUUCGAUUGAGUAUUCCAACAGAGGCUGGUCAUUAUGGUGUCUUGAUUGAGAACUUUUGCAAGGUGAAUGAGUUUGAUCAGGCAAUCAAGUUGCUGGAUAAGCUUGUUGAGAAGGAAAUUGUGUUGAGGCCAGAAAAUUCUUUCGAGAUUGAAGCUAAUGCAUAUAAUCCAAUGAUUCAGUAUCUAUGCCACCAUGGUCAGACAGGAAGAGCUGAAGUCUUUUUCCGCCAAUUGAUGAAGAAGGGUGUUCUGGAUCCUACUGCAUUUAAUAAUUUGAUCCGUGGGCAUGCAAAAGAAGGUAAUCCUGGUCUCGCUUUUGAAAUUAUAAAGAUCAUGGGUAGGAGAGGGGUGCCUAAAGAUGCGGAUGCUUACAAAUUGCUCAUUGAAAGCUACUUAAGGAAAGGUGAGCCUGCUGAUGCUAAAAUGGCAUUGGACAGUAUGAUCGAGGAUGGGCAUCUUCCUGAAUCUGGCAUAUUCAAAUCGGUGAUGGAGAGUUUGUUUGAAGACGGAAGGAUUCAAACUGCAAGCAGAGUUAUGAAGAGCAUGGUGGAGAAGGGAGUGAAGGAGCAUAUGGACUUGGUGUUUAAGAUCCUGGAAGCUCUCCUCAUGAGAGGUCAUGUUGAAGAAGCCCUUGGACGGAUUGAGCUACUGAUGCAAAAUGGGUGUGCAACCAAUUUAGAUAGCCUUCUAUCCAUUCUGUCCGAGAAAGGCAAGACUAUUGCUGCUCUCAAGUUGUUAGAUUUUGGUUUAGAGAGAGACUGUAACAUAGAUGUUUCAAGUUAUGAGAAGGUGUUGGAUGCUCUCCUGACUGCGGGGAAGACUCUCAAUGCAUAUUCAAUACUGUGCAAAAUAAUGGAGAAAGGAGGGGUCACUAACUGGAGUAGCCUCGAGGAUUUAAUCAAGAGCCUUAACCAGGAAGGGAACACAAAGCAAGCUGAUAUACUCUUUAGAAUGGUCAAAGUGAGUGAGACAGCUAGUGGAAACAAGAAAGCGUAGAAACAAGCAGCUAUUGCUAGUUUGAUUAUCUUUUCAUUAGAAAACAAAGCUCUUUUGUAUUGUGAGAAUGUUGAUCAUGAAAUGUGGAUUAUUUGUUUCAUUCAACUGUCAUUUUUAA
Molecule: messenger RNA, 2342 nt
Organism: Hibiscus syriacus
Lineage: Eukaryota; Viridiplantae; Streptophyta; Magnoliopsida; Malvales; Malvaceae
Product: pentatricopeptide repeat-containing protein At2g37230-like
Exons: 1
Coding region: 41-2224 (727 amino acids)
Molecular function (GO): protein binding
Source: RefSeq, a predicted model, not a curated record